This is a messenger RNA of Orbilia oligospora ATCC 24927, 1284 nucleotides long. RefSeq lists its product as uncharacterized. The record is from RefSeq and is a predicted model, not a curated record. NCBI's taxonomy places the organism in Eukaryota, Fungi, Ascomycota, Orbiliomycetes, Orbiliales, Orbiliaceae. Gene Ontology annotation, molecular function: lysozyme activity. Bases 1 to 1284 code for a protein of 427 amino acids. The transcript has 2 exons.
AUGGCCGCCGCCCUUCUUAUACCAUUUUUUAUCGCGCUUGUAUCCGCCGUCCUUGAGACGACACAUGCCAACGGCACCUGUCGAACUCUUUCUGCCUACGGCCAAGAACAAACUUGCCUCUAUACAAACACUUUCAGGCCAGCUGAGAAAGCAAUCCUUUUCGGGGCAUUAUGCGGCCUAGCACCUUACUUCAACAACUCUGACACUGGCCUGAGCUCAAUUUGCCACGCCAAUGAGGCUCAUGUAUAUGUGCCAAUCGUCGGCAACAAGUUCGCUAGCUCGGGAGAGAAAUGCGACAGCGCUCCAGGACAGUACUGGCAGUACUACAAUUAUACGUGGGGGUGCUGUCUCUGUCCACCAGGUUGGAUAUCAGGGAAUACGAACCCGCUAUACUGCGGUCUCUAUGAGGGGUGUAUGAGAUGCUCUGAGAAAGACGAACAGUUGGUUGUCAAGCGUCUCGACACUUUUACGACGAUAGAAUGUAUAACGACCUCGACGACCUCGACGACCACGACGACCACGACGACCUCUACGACCUCUACCAGCUCUUGUGCAACGAGCGUAACAUCCUUACGUAGCGCUCAUCCACCACAAGCUUCCAAUGCUAUUUGUAAAUCCAGCGAGUUUGCCAACUGUCCAAAAGCUCAUAAAGUUCAGAAGAAGAACAGCAAAGGUAAGACCAUCACGCAAUUUGUGUGCAACAAGGAUCCUACGGGUAAGACACUGGCUGGCUGUCCGAGCAAAUGCUUUUUAAAAACGCCUCCGGCGUGCCCUCAAAAGUUCCCAAAGCGCUGCUGCUGGCCGGACCAGGACGGCAUUAAUUUUAUAAGAGGCGCCGAGGGAUUUUGCACCACAUUCUACAACCAAGGUGACAACCGUAAAACGAUAGGCUGGGGCCACAACUGCAACAUCACGCAGUCCCUGUGCAAUUCCCUGACCCUCCCUAUCGAUACAUGCAUUGGCGAAAACCUCUUCGCUGCCGAUAUUCAACGGCUUCUGCAUGAAGCUUUCCGACCCCUUCCCAACGCAAAACUUUUGACCCAAGGGCAGCUAAAUGCACUGCUAGACCUGGUGUACCAGUGUGGUAACAGUGCGAUCGCAAAGGGGACACCUAUUUGGAAAGACCUAGAAGCAAAGCGUGCAGAUCUGGUUUGUGGACAUAUCACGGCUAAGGGCACUGGUAGCGCAAAUUGUCAAUCGUAUAAGUCGAGGCGGUUAGCAGAGCAGGAGAAGUGCAAAGGAGGGAGUAAAGUUGCAUUGGGAUGUAGUUUUGCGCACGCUUAG